Molecule: messenger RNA, 2289 nt
Organism: Pedinophyceae sp. YPF-701
Lineage: Eukaryota; Viridiplantae; Chlorophyta; Pedinophyceae
Source: the annotation of a GenBank genome assembly
AUGCGUUCUCUGCACCUCACGCGCGCGGGGCCGCCCACGCGCGCCCAUCCCGGUGCCGCCACAUCCACCUUGCACCCGCUCGCGCGCGCCCUGCCGCGCCCCGGGCGCCUUGGCGUCCUCGCGCCACCAACGCUACGUGAAGCGUGCAGCCCACGGGAGCCGCGGGGCGCGACCGUGCCCUGCGCCACGCCCUCAAAACAGAGCCACGCCCCCGCGUCGGCCACAAACCCGACCCCGCCCGACGCGGGCAAGGCUCCCAAGCCCGGAUCGGCGAACUGGGGCGACACCGCGGGCGCCACCGCGGUUCUCCGGGACGUCACAGUCGCGGUCGGCUCCAACGAGCUGUUGAGCGACGUCGAGUGGAGCGUCAUGGCCGGGGACCGGUGGGCGCUCGUUGGACCGAACGGAGCGGGCAAGAGCACGCUGGUCAAGGCCAUCAUCGGGCUGGAGGGCGUCCUGGUCCCGUUUGGGUCGGUCACGCUCAAGCACGGCCUCCGGCUGGGCUACCUGGAGCAGACGGCUGUGGGGGGGUCGACGCGCACUGUCAGGGAGGAGGCUGCGAGCAGAAUGGACAGGCUGAUGGCAGCGAAGGAACGCAUGGACCGCGCGACGAUGGAGGUGGAGAACGGCAACAGCACAGAGGCGGCGCUGGAGGAGCUGAGCGCGUCGAUGGAGGCGUUCGAGGCCGCGGGGGGGUACAACGCGGACGAGAAAGUGAGCAAGGUCCUCAAGGGUCUCGGGUUCAGCGAGGAGGCGAUGGACGGCGCGUGCUCCGAGCUGUCCCUCGGGUGGCAGAUGCGGGUGGCGCUGGCCCGCCUGUUGCUGAGCGAGCCCGAGCUCCUGAUCAUGGACGAGCCCAGCAACCACCUGGACGCCGCGUCGCGGAAGUGGCUCGCGACGUACUUGUCGGAGUACGACGGCACCGUCCUCUUGGUCAGCCACGACGUCGAGCUGUUGCGCGGAGCGGCGACGUCCAUCGCCGAGGUGCGCGCGGGGACGCUGGAGACGUACCGGUCGCGGCCGUACGACAAGUGGGUCGUCGAGCGCGAGGAGCGCAUGGCGCAGCAGCAGGCGGAGUACGAGAAGACGCAGGCGGAGAUCGAGAGGCUGCAGGGCUUUGUUGACAGGUUUGGCGCCAAGGCGACCAAGGCGUCGCAGGCGGCGUCGCGGCAGAAGAUGAUCGAGCGGCUUGAGAAGUCGUCCCCGGACGCGCCCGUGGGGACGCUGAGGACCAGGGCUCCGAAACUGGACUUGCCGAAACCGCCCCCCUGCAACAAGGAGAUGCUCUUCCUGGACGACGCGAGCUUCGGAUGGGACGCGGAGGGCGACCCCGUGGUCAGCGGGGCGAAUUUGAAGGUCACGCGCGGCGACCGGGUCGUCGUUCGUGGACCGAACGGCGCGGGCAAGAGUACCCUCCUCGCCGCGGUGUCGGGGCGGCUGCCGCUCGCGUCUGGCAAGCGUCGCAAGGGAGAGGGGGUGUCACUGGGGUACUUCACGCAGGACCUCGCACAGGACCUGGACCAGAGCGCCGUGGCCGUCGAACUGGUCCUGGCCGAGGCGCGGCAGCAUGACCCGCUCAUCACGCAGGAGCGUGCCCGGAGCGUCAUGGGCGCCCUCGGGCUGUCUGCUGACAAGGCGCUGCGCACGGUGGGGAUGCUCAGCGGGGGGGAGAAGGCACGCGUGGUGCUGGCGAUGUUCGCGCUGGUGCCGCGCAACAUUCUGCUGCUGGACGAGCCCACGAACCAUCUCGACGUCCAGACCAUCGAGACGCUCGUACAGUCUCUCAAGGACUACCCGGGAGCACUCAUGGUCGUCAGCCACGACAAGCCCUUCUGCAUGGCCCUCGGGGCGUCGCACGUCGCGACCGUCCAGGAGGGCAAGCUGACUGUCGAGCAGCGCGACCUGCGUGACUCCGACUUCGAAAUCGCAUCCCUCGAGCACUCCGUUGCUCAGAGCACGAACGGUGCGCCGUCAUCGAACGGCUCGAAGGCGCGCGCGCCCGCGGCCAAGGGGCCUGCGCCGCCGCAGGAGAUGACCAAGGAAGAGAGGCGCGCUGCGGAAAAGCGACGGAAACUCAAGCUCGACGCGCCGAAGCUGGUCGGGAAGGUUGAGGGUAAGAUCGAGGCGGCCGAGGAGGAGAUGGCGGAGCUGGAGGCUGCUUCGAUCGAGGCAGGUUCGGACGUCGCGAAGCUCGCGAAGCUCGAGGACGACAGGGCGAAGCUGCAGGGCAAGCUGGACGACCUGUACGCGCAGUACGAGGAGCUGUUGGAGGUCCUCGAGGAGGCGUGA